AUGGGGCAAAAACUCGAGAAAGAUGGCGAUCUGGUUUUGAAAAAACGUUGGCUGACCCCUUUAUUGCUGAACAAGAAAGUCCCUCCAGUUCCUGAUCCAUCCGAGAGAAAGUCUUACCCACUACAUAAAACAAAUCUGCUCUACAGAGCCGGGUUUUGGUGGCUAAUACCUCUGUUGAACAUUGGAUAUAGGAGACCACUUCAACCGGAUGAUCUGUACACACUUGAGGAUAAUGAGGCGCAUUUUUUAAAGGUUGAAGAUAUGCAUGACCGAUUCCAGUACUAUUUCAAUCGAAGAUUGGAGAAAGCCUACCGAAGUUGGGAAAGCAAUGGAAAAAAGCAAACGCCGUUCAAGUACCCUGAUAACAUACUCUUUUGGACCUUGUUGGAAACUUUCAAGUAUGAGUAUGUGAAGGCAAACACUUGGAAGUUUUUGGGUGAUGUUGCCACAGCUUUAACUCCUUUACUGAGUAGGGAGUUGAUCAAAUUUGUGCAAAUGCAGCCAGUACUGAAUUCCCCCGUAGGAAAGGGAAUUGGGUACUCGUUUGGUAUCGCAGCUUUAGUACUGGUUAGGUCCUUCCUCCAGUUGCAUUUCUUCCAUGAUACUGGAUUGACAGGAGCAAAAGUUAGAGCUUUACUAACCAAAUUAUUGUUGGAUAAAUCCUUCCGGUUGAGUGACAAAUCUAGAAAUUUAUAUCCCCAAGGGAAGAUCACCUCAAUUCUUGGUGCAGAUAUCUCCCGAAUUGAUCUUGCAGUGACUUAUUUCUCAUUCAUUUGGCAAUUUCCCGUUGGUUUAGCCAUACCCAUUGCCCUAUUAAUUGUCAACAUUGGAGUGUCAGCUUUGGCCGGUGUUGCUGUACUAAUACUAACGCUUUUCACUGUUAUUGCUUCUGUCAAACCAUUGCUCAAAUUCCGAAAGAAAGCAAGCGUUCACACUGAUGCAAGAGUCAAAUCUCUGAAGGAAAUACUUUACAAUAUGAAAAUCAUCAAGUUUUACUCUUGGGAAAUUCCUUAUUUUAAUCAAGUUUCCGAGCAAAGACAAAAAGAGAUGGUCCAGAUUUUGAAACUUCUGUUUUCAAGAAAUGUUGUAACUGCCAUAUCUAUCAAUUCCACAACUGUGUCGUCUGCUGUAGCUUUUCUGACAAUGUUCGGAGAGAGAGGAAUGCAGAGUGCCGCUGAUGUGUUUAGUUCUUUGCAGUUUUUCAACGUCCUUUCUUUGCAGCUGGUGCUGUUACCAAUGGCGUUCAGUACUGCUACCGAUGGCUAUCUUGGAUUGAAAAGGCUUACUGAAUUUCUAGGUGCAGAGGAAUUUUAUGAGGAUGAUUUGGAUGAUUCAUCUUACAACAGAAGCAGCUCCGAGAAAGAUAUGUUACUGGAAGAUGUGGCUUUGAAAGUUGAAAAGGGAAAUUUUUCAUGGCCAAGCUUCGAACUCGAUCAAGAAGACUCAGUUGGAUUGAAAGACAUCAACCUGGAAGUGAAGAAAGGAGAGUUUUUGGUGAUAACUGGUCUAAUUGGGACCGGUAAAUCUUCAUUACUAGCAGCAUUGAGUGGCCAGAUGAAAAGAAAAUCUGGCUCAGUUAGCCACCAGGGGUCACUAUUGCUUUGUGGCGAACCAUGGAUCCAAAAUACUACUAUAAGAGAGAAUAUUGUUUUUGGACAGCCAUUCGACGAGACCAAGUACUGGGAAGUCAUUAAAUGCUGUGCGUUGUCUCAAGAUCUGGAUAUGCUAGAUCAUGGAGAUAUGACUGAAAUUGGAGAGAGAGGGAUCACUCUCAGCGGGGGUCAAAAGGCCAGAAUUAAUCUUGCAAGAGCUGUCUACAAUGACAGGGAUAUUCUGUUAUUGGAUGAUGUUUUGAGUGCAGUAGAUGCUCGAGUUGGUAAGCAUAUAAUGGACAAUUGUGUUAUGGGAUUACUGCACGAUAAAACUAGAAUAUUAGCAACUCAUCAACUGUCUCUGGUCAGCACUGCAGACCGGAUAUGUUUCCUCAAUGGAGACGGAACGAUCGACGUAGGAACGUUUGAAGAGCUCUCCGCUAGAAACCAAAAUUUCACCAAUUUAAUGGUUUUUAAUACCAAUGAAACCCCAGAAACAGAGGAUAAGCAAGAGAUUGAGCGUGAAAAGGAGUCCCAGCCUAACCGCAAUUUUACGGAAAAGGAAGGUAAGACGAUGGUCCAAGAAUCUAGAUCAGAUUCGCUUUCGAAGUGGGAAGUUAUACCGAUUUUUUUCAAGGCGGGUGCACAAAGAUUCACCUUGCUUCUUUUGUUGGCGAUUAUCCUUACUGUGGUUAUAAGCGCCUUUUUAGUUGUGUUCUGUAAUGUUUGGUUGUCUUAUUGGGUAUCUUAUCAUUUCGAACACUUGACAAAUGGUCAGUAUAUUGGAAUAUACAUCUUACUAACCUUCCUGGGUGUCCUAAUGGUGAUUUUGGAGUUCUUUUUCAUUUCCUAUGUUGUGAAUAAAGCCUCCCAGAAUCUGAGUCUUCAAGGACUAAACACUUUACUUCACACUCCAAUGAGCUACUUGGAUGUUACCCCAAUGGGUCAAAUUUUGAAUAGGUUCACCAAAGACACGGACACCGUAGACAACGAAAUGGCUGAUCAGUUACGACUGGUGGUAUUUGGUUUCUCGUCGAUUGUAGCUGUGUUGAUUUUAUGUGUGGUCUACCUACCUUGGUUUGCGAUUGCAAUUCCAAUAUUAGUGCUUUUCUAUUGUGUCAUGUCCAAUUUCUAUGGUGCUUCAGGGAAAGAAAUGAAAAGAAUAGAGAACAUUGAGCGAUCCUUCGUUUAUAACAACUUUAAUGAGUGUCUGACUGGAAUGAACACGAUAAGGGCAUACGGUAUGGUCGAUAAGUUUCUAACAAAGAAUACAAGAUUGCUGAACAGAAUGAAUGAAGCUUAUUAUUUAACAGUUGCUGGUCAACGAUUUUUGGCAGCAAAUUUGCAUUUCAUAGCGACAGUUAUGACACUUCUAGUCGCCCUGUUAGCUGUGACUCAAAGUUUCAGUAUUAGUGCCAGUUCGACUGGUCUUCUUUUAUCAUAUACGUUACAAAUUACGGGACUACUGAUGAUGUUGACAAAGUCAUUGACCAUGGUUCAACUUCAGAUGACUGCGAUUGAACGAUUAGUGGAAUGUGCGAUUGGCCUCCCCCAGGAAGCGGCUUACAUUAAACCAGGAGAAUCAGAAGACGAUGAUACUGAUGAAGAUAAUUGGUUGAAACGAGGCGAAAUUGAAUUCGAUAAUGUGUCCAUCAGAUAUAGGCCCGAACUUCCAUUGGUAUUGAAAAAUAUCAGUUUAAAGAUUGCAAGCGGUCAGAGAAUCGGAAUUUGUGGAAGAACGGGUGCUGGAAAGUCUUCCAUAAUGACGGCCCUUUAUCGUAUUAACGAACUGGCCUCCGGUCGAAUCACCAUUGACAAUGUAGACAUCUCAACACUGGGUCUGCAUAAUUUGAGGAAAAGACUAUCAAUUAUUCCUCAGGACCCCAUUCUCUUUAAAGGAACAAUCAGGAAAAACCUUGAUCCCUUUGGACAAAAAACUGAUGAGGAACUGAAAGUGGCGAUGAUCAAUAGCGGCGUGCCCAGCGAUCCUAAGUUCGACUUGGAUAGUCAAGUCACUGACGGUGGAGGAAAUUUCUCCAAUGGUGAACGGCAGCUACUCGCCUUGGCAAGGGCUACAGUUAGACAGUCAAAGAUCUUGAUUUUGGACGAGGCAACGUCCUCAGUUGAUUACGAGACUGACUCAAAAAUCCAAACGACAAUUGCUACACAGUUCAAUGAUUGCACAAUCCUUUGCAUUGCGCAUAGACUAAAAACUAUUCUAGACUAUGACAACAUCGUUGUGGUCGAGAAGGGUGAGGUUGCAGAAUAUGACACUCCGCUGAAUCUGUUCAACAAGAACGGAAUUUUCAGGAGCAUGUGUGAUCAGUCCAACAUUUCAAGGGGAGACUUCCCUACUAAAAAUUGA
This is a messenger RNA of Komagataella phaffii GS115, 3957 nucleotides long. RefSeq names its product Plasma membrane ATP-binding cassette (ABC) transporter. Gene Ontology annotation, biological process: transmembrane transport. Bases 1 to 3957 code for a protein of 1318 amino acids. Gene Ontology annotation, molecular function: ATP binding; ABC-type xenobiotic transporter activity; ATP hydrolysis activity. Gene Ontology annotation, cellular component: plasma membrane. NCBI's taxonomy places the organism in Eukaryota, Fungi, Ascomycota, Pichiomycetes, Pichiales, Pichiaceae. The transcript has a single exon. The record is from RefSeq and is a predicted model, not a curated record.